AAACUAAAUUUGGAUAUCCCUGCUUUUUUAUUGGUUGUUUUCAUUCGCGCCAAGGCAAAUCGUUACUGCAUAGCCAAUAAUAUCCAAGCUAAAUGCAAAUAGAAUUAUUUGCUGCUCCUCUGAUAAUACGACGAAAUUUGCUACUUGAAAAUCGUCCAUAGUGUUUUUCUUUCUUUUUUUUAAUCAUCGAUUUUCCGAAGAAUACCGAUUAGAUCCGAGAACGAACGAGACGUCGCUGCGUUAAUCUGGUAUUUCAUUCGCGCGAAUGGUUCGUCACGUCCGCCCAGUUUAGUAAGAUAAUUUUAUGCAUAUAAAUAUGCAGUUGUGUCGUUCGUAUCAACGGUCACAGACAGACAGCAGUAUUUAAGAUUUUAAUUUUACUCUGUUAAAAAGUUACAAAUCAUUCAUCCUGUAAAAAAUGUCGGAACUUCGAAAAAGAACUGUGGAAGAUGCGUCCGCAGCUACGCGGGAUGUCACUGAUGAUCAGCUAAUAACAGGGACGCGUCAACAUUGUUUGCCCCCGCUAAAGGAAGAAAUCGAAUCCGAAGAUGACGCGAAAUUGGAGGUAGAGGAUCUUUCUAAAACAUUGCCGCAAGGAACUCAUCAUACUCCUCAAAUUUUAAAUCCUGUUCUUUCUGGUCUUUCAGAUCGUUGGAAGAAUUGGAUUAUUAGAAGUAUUUCAACGUCGGUAAUGAUAGCUGUAUUUGGUUUUAUUAUAUAUGGUGGGCCAUUAGUACUUAUGAUUACGACAUUAAUAGUUCAAGUAAAAUGUUUUGAAGAAAUCAUUAAUAUUGGAUAUGCAGUAUAUAGAAUUCAUGGUUUACCAUGGUUUAGAUCUUUAUCCUGGUAUUUUUUAAUAACUUCAAAUUAUUUCUUCUAUGGUGAGAAUUUAAUGGAUUACUUUGCAGUUGUAAUCAAUCAAACGGAAUAUUUGCGUGUACUCGUGACAUAUCACCGGUUUAUUUCAUUCUGUCUAUACAUUGUUGGUUUUGUUUGGUUUGUACUGUCACUUGUAAAGAAAUAUUAUAUGAAACAAUUCUCUUUGUUUGCAUGGACACACGUUGCGUUACUUAUAGUAGUGACACAAAGUUAUCUUAUAAUACAAAAUAUUUUCCAAGGACUUAUAUGGUUUAUCGUACCAGUAAGUAUGAUAGUUAUAAACGACGUUAUGGCUUACAUGUUUGGAUUCUUUUUUGGAAGAACACCUUUGAUAAAAUUGUCUCCAAAGAAAACGUGGGAAGGUUUUAUAGGUGGAGGAAUAUCGACAGUUUUCCUUGGAUUAUUGAUGUCCUAUGUUAUGUGCCAAUAUCGCUAUUUCAUUUGUCCUAUCGAGUAUAGUGAAGCUUUAGGUAGAAUGACAAUGGAUUGUGAACCGUCUAGUUUAUUUCAACCACAAGAAUAUGUUUUGCCAAAGAGUUUUCAAAUCAAUGGUAAAGAGACACUGACUUUAUAUCCCUUUUUACUUCACUCUUUGUCAAUGUCUAUAUUUAGUUCUGUCAUUGGGCCAUUUGGAGGAUUUUUCGCCAGUGGUUUUAAACGUGCUUUCAAAAUUAAGGACUUUGGAGACGUUAUUCCUGGUCAUGGUGGAAUAAUGGAUAGAUUUGAUUGUCAAUAUUUAAUGGCAACGUUUGUCAAUGUUUAUAUUUCAUCAUUUAUACAAACAGCUUCACCUCAAAAACUUUUGCAACAGGUAUAUAGUUUAAAACCAGAGCAACAACUACAAUUAUUUCAAUCUUUAAAAGAUUCAUUAGAAAACAGAGGUCUGCUAAAUAUAUAUUGAUUUAAAAGAAUACACAUUUCUUAACAAUUAUUGCUAGAAUUUCUAUAGCAUACAAUGAAUGUAUGAGAGAAAUUAUUACUGUCAUUUCUGUAAGUGUCAAUCAACAGGAUGUACAAUCGAAGAAUAUCAGUAACUGAUAAAUAGAGAUUAGCUAAUCUCUGUUACAAUCUUUUAUCGAAAUCGUAGAAAAUUGAUAAACAUGCCAUAAAAUAUUUGCGAUUUUUUGUGCAUUCCGCAUAAGUUAGACGAAAUAUUGUAACUGAUUCUUUACGUGCCUCUUAUUAAGAAAUGCCACUUUCUUUUCUAAUAGCACAAGCCAAAGAAUAUUGCCUUUGAUAAAUCCUGUGUUUUGUAUAUUAGCUUUUGCGUAUCAAUCUUUAUAAUCAUAUAUUUACUUCUUUAAUCAGGUACAAAUAAUGUUCAACAAGGGAACAUAUUUUUCCAUCCAAUUAUAUAUUAAAUAUUACAAGUAUCUAUAUUUAUCAGAUCUCAAUACAUUAGUUUCUAAUAAUUACGCAUUUAUGAAUCAAUUUUGCAAGAAUGUCUUAUUAGACGUGCAGCGUAAUUUUUUUAAUAAUUGACAUUCAACGAUUAUUAUAUAUAUAUAUAUAUAUGAUAUGUAUGAUAUAUAUUAUAUAUAUAUGUAUGAUAUAUAUGAAAAUCAAGUGAAUUAAUUUAUUUAUAUUAAUGUGGAUACUUGCAUGUUCCUCUAGAAAAUUAUAUUUACUAUUUGUUGCGGAUUAUACACUAUAUGCAAGUAUUAAUAGCAAUUCUGAUUAGACAUUUUUAAGAAAAAAAUAUAGGACUUAAGAGAAAAUAUAGGUUUCAUCUUGUAUUCGAUGUUGUAUAAAAUAUUUAUUUAAUAACAAAUUAUUAUAUAAUGACACCUAAAUGAAAUUUAAAUAUUUUGUGAGAAUAUAUAAUUCUUCCUUAAAUAUUUAUAUUUCUUUGCUCUAAGUUGAAAAUUUUGACUGCGUUGAAUAAAAACUUGUUGAAUGUCACAAGAUAAAGAACAAUCCUUCUAUAUAAGAAAUCUUCCCAUAUUAGAAAAGUACAGUAUUGUAACAGAUGCAAACAUAGUGGUAUUUAUCGUUUGUUUUUAUAAAUUUUAGUACUUAUUAUUUCUAUAAUAUAUUCUAACGUACUAGAGAUUUCAUAAAAUUUAAUUAUAUUGUUUUUUUUUCCUUUUUCUUUUUUGUAUAUAUGUAUGUACCAUAAUGGUUAAUAUGUUAUAAAAGCGCAAAUACAAACGAAGAUGUUUCCAAAUAUCGCACAUCUGUACUAAAUUGUGAUAAAUGAAAACAUCGUUGUUUGCAGAAUAAACAUUACUGUAAUAUGACGAUCCAUUUAUUUAAUAAGAUAGAAAUGUUAUGAUUUAUCAUUCUAUUAUUUGAUAUAAUAAGAGCUUUAUAAUAAUUUGAAAAAUUGCAGAGCAUGCAUAAACGUAACCGAAUAGUUACAAACAUCGGCACCUGAUAUUAUUUCAUUUUCAAACGUUCCUAAUAUGUAACCUUGAAUUGCGCCAAUUGUCAACCAUAAAAAUAUUAUUAACGUUUAAUACUAUUUUCCAUGCAUUCUAUAUUAUCUGUUAAGUUGACAUGGCACAAUUACUUGGUAUUUUUAUGUGAUUGUAUUACAUUUCCAAAUAAAAUGCUGUAAGUCUUUCUUGCAGUCGAUGAACCAGAUAUAUCGCGCGGAUAAAAUACAAAAUGUACCUAACUAAUAUAAACUAAUGUUUGUACAUUUCUUUAUUAUUACAUUACGUAUUAACAGAUUUUGAUGUUGAAAUCUAAAUGUUAAAGAAAGUUAUGGUCUAUUUGAAUUAGAAGAUAAAUAGAGAGAAAGAAAAAAAGAAAAAAUAAUAGAUAAAUGGUUAAAGAUAAGUAUAUUUAUUUAUUAGACAAUAUAAGAAAAAAAUUAUAUAUAUAUAUAUACACAUAUACAUAUACAUAUAUAUCUAUAUCUAUAUGGAUUUAUGUAAUGUAACAUAAAUUCUCUAUUUUAACGUACGAUACUCUGUAUGUAUAAAAGGAGAUUUAUGUGCAGUAACAAAUAGAUUAUAUAAAUAAACAUAUGUGAAACCGAUAUAACUUAAAUACAAAUUUAUAGUAAUAAUAUAUUUAUGUAGUGACAUUGUAACAAUAAAAUAUGAUUUGUCGUUAUAUAA
Messenger RNA from Vespula vulgaris, 3947 nucleotides. It is a transcript of the gene Cds, whose product is annotated as phosphatidate cytidylyltransferase, photoreceptor-specific. The transcript has 11 exons. Bases 419 to 1780 code for a protein of 453 amino acids. Gene Ontology annotation, cellular component: endoplasmic reticulum membrane. The record is from RefSeq and is a predicted model, not a curated record. Gene Ontology annotation, molecular function: phosphatidate cytidylyltransferase activity. Lineage: Eukaryota; Metazoa; Arthropoda; Insecta; Hymenoptera; Vespidae.